Parascedosporium putredinis is the source of this 2973-nucleotide messenger RNA. The record is from the annotation of a GenBank genome assembly. NCBI's taxonomy places the organism in Eukaryota, Fungi, Ascomycota, Sordariomycetes, Microascales, Microascaceae.
AUGGCCUCCGACCAAUACCACGACGGACUCUCUAGGGCUCUAGUUUCUCGGUCCGAGAUAGAAGCCCGGCUGGCUGAGGCAAUGCGGCGGGUCGACCUAGGCCAGCCUCUUGACAGCGCCUCCCUCAGCAUUCAAACUCUACCAGAUAGCUACCCGACUGCUGGCUACGCCUUGCUCCCUGCCUAUUCUUCCCGUACCUCGACAGCCUCUACAGUCGUCCCUGCUAUCCGGUCUUCGAGACCUUUAGCCAUCGCCCCUCCUCCUCCUCGCGCCUCGAUGGCCGUGGCCGUCGUCCCUCCUCCUCGCACUCCGACAGCCGCGACGGCCUCUACAGUCGUCCCUGCUAUCCGGUCUUCGAGGCCGUUAGCCAUCGCCCCUCCUCCUCCUCGUGCCUCGAUGGCCGUGGCCGUCGUCCCUCCUCCUCGCACUCCGACAGCCGCGGCGACUUCUGCCAUACACCCCAUGGAGCAGCGCCGUCUGGCGACGAUUGAGAGUCGGAACCUGAACCGGAUCGAUUUACGCAUGCAGCGAGAGGGUAAGGCCUCUCCCUCUGCAGCUGAAGCCGAACGCCGACUAAACCGGCUCCGGAGUCAGGCUAGCCUGGCUCAAAACAUGGCUAUCGCGCGUACACCCUCCGCCGUGGGUCUCUUCCAAAACACUUGCGCCACCGACCUGCUCUUUCUCAUCGACACCACUUUCUCCAUGGACCCAUACCUCGAGGCUGCCAAGAACCAGGUCACCAGCAUCGUGGGUGACCUCAGCGCUGCCUUCUUCUACAAAGCUACGCUCCGGGUGGGGGUCGUGAGCUACAAGGACCACGGCGACAAUCCCCACAUCCAGUCCCUGGACUUCACCUCCAAAACCGAUGAAGUCUUUGCCUUUCUCAGUUCUCUCUAUACCAGGGGCGGGGACAAUCACGACAGCUACGCCGAGCCUGGCAGCGAGCCACACGGCCUCACCCACCCCUCCAUCCUCCAACAGAUGAUCCGCCAGAACAUCAACUAUACCCUUCUUCGCAUCAAUCAUAGCACCGACCGGAUGGCUUACGUCUUCUACCAGGCAUACGCUGCCUACUCUCCGGACUGCCACUUACUUGAGUCCAACAAGUAUGCAGCCGAGGCCCGUGGCCUCUCCGGCUCCUCUAAACCCGGUUUUCAGGGCUGGACGGCGGCCACCCAGCAGGCACCUAGGAAUGUCAAAUUUGCUGAGCUCAAACUCGGCACCUCCUAUCACUCGCUGCGCAAUCUCGUUGUAAACUUCGUCACCACCUCCGUCACCAAUUCCGCCACCUUCAGUUCCGAAGCUGGCACAUGUCUUUCCUCCGAAACCAACACCGGGAUCAGCUCCCGGCUCAACUCCGCGUUCAGGAGCGGAUUUGGUAGAGGAGGAAGCCAUUUUAGUACGGGGCAUACAUCCAUUUCAACCGUUAAGGCCUCAUACCCUACGGAUUCGUUGUCCAUCAGCUUGGAGACCGAGCCACCCCAAUGGGACACUCCCGGCUGGCUCAAUGAGGAGAUCAAGUUUGCUGCCUACUCAACCGAGGUGCUGGCACACGGCGACAGUACGCUCGAUCGUAUGAUGGACAGCCAUGACAACAUCAUCAUCCACACUACCAACCUCACCGUAUCGAAGCGAGACAAGCCGUUUGCCAAGGGUGCCAUGCGGUUUGCCUCCUACGCCCGUUCGGGCGCCUCGCGGAACGAGCUGGUGGUCAAGACAUACAUUCGCGAGGGUAUGACCCUCCUCCACCUGAUAGAGGACAUGCGCGCCCAGGCGCUCUGCAAGGCGUUUGCUCUCGAGUUCAACGCGAUGCUUCCCGAGCAGUACUCGCUCGACUUCAUCGUAGUCACCUGCCUUGAAAAGGCGUCCGAGGCUGGCAAGGCUGGCGCACAAUGCAUGUCACUUGAGCCCAGAAUCAAGGGCGAGUACAUCAAGUACAACUCCAACCAAGGCUACGUCAACGAAAGCAACCCAACCGACCCCAUCUUUCAAGCCACCCAGGCCUUCUCCCACUUCACUUUCGAGCGCUCCGGGGCCACUUCAUGCGUCUGCGAGCUGCUUGGCCUCCUGAGCAACCGCAGCAUGGUCGCCUCGGGCAACUACAAGUUCAGGGAGACGUGGCCAACCCAGCGCGAGGUCACUAACAUGCUCGUCUGUUGCUCUAACAAGCUGUGCUGCCGGAUCGUGCGCAUGUCUAAGGCCAAGACCUCGAACGACUUUCCCGGCUACCGCUGGUGCUACAACUGCUGGCCAGAACUGGAGUCGACGACAGUCAAGAUAGUCUGCACCGCGCCUGGUCGUCUGCACGAGUUCAAACUCUCUCGCUUCUUUUACGAGUCUCAGGGUCAGAUCUUACCGCGCCGCUGUCCUAAGCACCGCGAGGGCGAUGAUGCCAUUGAUACUCCCACGACCGGAGCGUCAGCCAGCGGUCCGGACCUAACUACCUGUCGAUUUGCCGCCGGCUGCACUAACAUGACUUGCCCCUUCCUGCAUCCAGUGCCGCCUUGCAAAACGGGUGCGACCUGCGAAAAGUCCGAUUGUUCCUCCCGGCAUCCCGUCGAAGACUGUCGGUACAAGGACAAAUGCAGCAAUUCAAAAUGCCUAUUUCGACACCCUGGUGGCCAUCUUGCUCGCUCUGGCUUUGCCUCUACCUCCACCACUGCGGUCCGGGGCCCGCUACCCGACUGCCGAUACGGUGCCGGUUGCACCAACAAGGACUGUGCCUUCCAACAUCCCGUCUCAAUCUGCCCCAGAGGCGCCGACUGCACCAAGGAUGAUUGCCGGUACCGGCACCCCAAAAGCCGAUCGAGUGUCGAAAUGGCGCAGACUGCCUCGUCCCCAAGUGCAUCUACGAGCACCCUCCCGCAAGUAAGCGACCGUAACAAACUACAAACUUUUGUGUCCUUUAUACGGCUUCCAGGUCACAUGCACAUUCCCGGAACUUUCACGCUAUUUGAGCCGUUCGAUAAAUAA